AUGUUCGAUGGAAAACAGGGACCCGAAGAUCAAGAACAAGAUUCUCUAACAGGUGAUUGUUACUUAUUUAGAAAAUUAGAAAACUUGGAGGAAGAAAAACUGGAUAGAUCUGAAAUGCAACAGAGGAAUAUCAUUAGAGAUGGAAUCCAUGCUUAUAAAAUAGAUAACUUCCCACAGAACAUUCAUCGCUUACGUGAAUUAGCUGUAAACUUAGAAGAUGCUUUAUUUAAAUUAUGCCAAUCUAUACAGAAAUAUUCAGGAGACUGUAGAAGUGAAAUGUCAUGGGACGUUGAUUCAGCAUAUAAGGCUGCAUUAUCUCCAGAUAGUGGUUUAUGUGACAUCUACGAAUCCAGAGGACCGGGCAACAUUGUGAAAGAAGAAAAAUUACAUUUAAAGGAAUCUGCAAGAAUAGGUGAUAAGAGGGAGAAAAAUGAUCCAAUACAGGGAGGAGAUUCUCGAAGGGAAGAUAUCGUAGCAGCGGCAGAUAAUGUUUUGACAGUAAAUAGAAAUGUCAAGACAAAUAGACAAGGAAGAACCAAAGUAGGGACAUUAACACACCUUAGAAAUGGAAAGGACAUAGAUAUAAAGCAAAAUCACGAGUCCCUGAGAAAAUUGCAUUCCUUGGAAAAAGAUGAAGUUCUCAUCGGAAAAGGAAUACUACCUGGAGUUGCGUGCACAGUCAGACAGAGUGAAGUGAACACAAGGAAGAUGUCAGGGGAAAGUAAUUCUUUGAAAUCAAAUUACGGCUUGUCUAAGAAGAAAUUAUCACGGAGACAUAGUUGUUUGAGCUCAGUUGAAAGUGACACUAGAGGAAGAUGGUCGAAAAGAAGUCAUUCCUUGAGCAUAAUUGAUGCAAUCUUCGAAGACAAAUUCCACGAAGAGGACACUUCCGUGAGCUCAAUUGAAACAAUCACCAUACAGGAAAUCUCGGCAAAGGUUAAUACUACAAGACAGAUUCAUGUAGGUGACAGGAAGGAAACAGUAGCAAGAGACGAUUCCUUGAGUACAAGUUCUUGCGAUACUACGGAGACAGUAGAUAUGCAGAAGAGAUUAAGGGCUGCAACAGGCACUUAUACACCGAAGGGAAAGUUUGAACAGGAAGCAUAUGAUUAUACGUAUGAUAGAACCGCAGAUUCCUGUUGUGAGGAAGGUCUAUCCAGAGAGGAAUUUUAUAUAAAGAGAAGUAAUGAGAUGUAUAGAAGGAUGCAAAAAGUAAAACAAAGUUAUGCAUCAAAAAAGGUGCUGUCCGAAGUAGAGAUUGAUUCUAUAGAUGAUAUCAUAAGUAGGAACGAUUCAUCAAAGAAGGAGCAUGCAUCGGAACAAGUGCAUGUAAAAAUACCUAAUGAUGUUCCAGAGAAAUUUCUUCAUAUGAAGAACCGUGAAACAUUAUUAGGAGAGGACCUUUUUAAGGAGGAAUACACGUCUUAUCAACCUAUAUUGCAGGUCAAAGAUGAUUUUAGUGAAGAAAGUGACAAGUUACACCACGCAAAAUUCGAAGUGGCAGGUAGUUCUAUGGAGACCAAUGGCAAACUGGGCAGAGACGAAUUGUUUGGAAAAGAUAUAUCAGGAAAUUCGAUUGAUCUACUGAACAAAGAGGAAUUGAUGAGAGAGGAGCAUCUAAUUAACACAAUAUAUGUAACGUGCUCUAAGAGUCUAUAUAGAAGGAUGCAGUACAUAAAUGAAUGUGGUUUAUUGGACAGCUAUAGGUUGGAAUCAGAACGUGAGGAUGACAAUGGUGUGUAUAUAACAGAGAACAAUAGAUUAUUUAAGAAGAUUAAUAACAUAAGUGCGAAUGGGUUUACACCCGAUGAAGAUUUGUCAGCGAUAGUUGAUGAAUAUGCGGAGAACUUAUAUUUAACGUGCCAAAAUAGUCUAUUUAAGAAAAUUCACCAUCAGGGAGAAGGGGAUUUAGAGAAUAUAAAAGAAUUAUUGAAAAGAAAAGAAAAAGAAGAAGCAAAGGAAUCUGUAAAGGAUGAGAUAUUACCACAGGAGAGGAAGCGCACCAUAUAUAUAUACUUGCGUGAAAAAGGGAAAGAUAAAGAUCCAGAUAAGAAUAAGAAUGAUUGG
Messenger RNA from Plasmodium inui San Antonio 1, 2067 nucleotides. RefSeq lists its product as hypothetical. The annotation marks the transcript as partial. The transcript is spliced from 2 exons. The record is from RefSeq and is a predicted model, not a curated record. NCBI's taxonomy places the organism in Eukaryota, Apicomplexa, Aconoidasida, Haemosporida, Plasmodiidae.